GCAUUUUCUAGCUGUUUCUUUGAGUAUCACCCUGAGGACAAAAUGAAGAACCUAAUAAUCAUUGGUGCUCUCCUGGGACUCUGCCUGACUCAGGCCCUGGCGGACGAUUCCGUCAGUGAAAACAACCAAGGAAACGAUGGUGGAAACAGCCACCAGAACGUGAACAUCAACAACCAAGACCACAUUGCCAAUAUCAACAGCUACAAUGGUUGGAAGGGUUGGGCUGCAGUCUGGGAUUACAGCAAGGAACUUUUUGCCACCAGGCUGUUCAACAAGAGGGCUUGCAUUGUUGCAAAGAUGAAUAAAGAUGCAUUCCCAAGUCUGGAGAAACUCAGCAAGUUCAAGGACCAGAAGCCAGCCAAGGGUACGCCACCACCACCUUUCUUGAGAUUCUCGAUCACCAAGACGCGCGUCAGGAAUGUUGCCCAGUUCGGAAGGUCCAUUGGCAAUCUCUGUAAAGGAGUCCCUACGUACUACGCACAACAGGAUCAGGGAGGAGCCCUGUUGUUUGAGUCUCAAGGCUGUGCUGAUGCUGGAAUCCUGGGCCUGUUUGGCAUUUACCUGUGUGGCAACAUCUCAGGUUGCUAAGCUUAGCUGUUGGUCAUCAUUCAGGAGCCUCAUUGCAUUGGGUUUUUUAUUCUCUGUUCACGUUAUCCGUCUCCUUAGUUCUAUUUUUAGAAAUAUACCAUUUCAUACUUUCCAUUGUUUGAUUUCAAGU
Trachemys scripta elegans is the source of this 718-nucleotide messenger RNA. RefSeq names its product gastrokine-1-like. The record is from RefSeq and is a predicted model, not a curated record. Gene Ontology annotation, biological process: regulation of cell population proliferation. NCBI's taxonomy places the organism in Eukaryota, Metazoa, Chordata, Testudines, Emydidae. The transcript is spliced from 6 exons. The coding region runs from base 43 to 588 and encodes 181 amino acids.